UACAGACUAGGGGUAUUAGGUAUGCUGUCCACUAAUGAUGAUAACGCUCCUGGUAACCAGAACCUCCUUGACCAGGUGAUGGCUCUAAAAUGGGUCCAGAAAAAUAUUGCAUCAUUUGGUGGGGAUGCAUCCCAGGUGACCAUAUUUGGAGAAAGUGCCGGUAGUUGGUCUGUCAGUGCACAGUCCAUUUCACCACUGGCCAAAGGAUUGUUUAACAAGGCUAUUGGUCAGAGUGGUUCAGUUGCAUUUGCUGACGUGGUUCAGUCUCAAGAAAUGCAGACUGCUAAUGUGAACACUCUAGCCACUCUGACAGGUUGUGAGUCAGAAAACACAGAUGAAGUGUUGGAUUGUCUGAGAACCAAACCAUAUAUGGACUUAGUAAGACCAGCACCACUAAAAGAGGAUGAUCCACCACCAGGUAUAAUGUGGGUCCCUAUAUUUGGAGAUUCAUUCUUCCCUAAACACCCAAUGGAACUUCUGGAAGAUGAUGAUAUUCAGAAGCAACUCAAGGGAAUAAAGUUCAUAUUUGGAGUCAAUGACAUAGAAGGCUACAUGUUCACAAAAUCUGAUGAGUUUAUGACAACAUUCGUUGCUGAUAAAACAUUGGAGAACUUGAAAAAUGACAUGCAAAUACUGUUGAUGAUGUUCUUACUGACACCCCCUCCAAGUGAAGACAAUAAAGCAAUGUAUGAUGGAAUCAUAGAUGCUCUGCUAGAUCAAUACCUCAAAGUAUCUGACCCGACAGAAGAAGAUCUGAUUGUGGCAGCAGCAAGAAUUGGUGGAGCUAUAUUACUGAAUGCUCCAGCAAUAAGAACUGCAAACAAAUUUAGAGAUGUAGGUGCAGAUGUAAAAUUUUAUGUGCUGAAUAAAGCGCCGAGUCAUAUUAUGAAGUUCAGGCCAAG
Molecule: messenger RNA, 902 nt
Organism: Owenia fusiformis
Lineage: Eukaryota; Metazoa; Annelida; Polychaeta; Sabellida; Oweniidae
Source: the annotation of a GenBank genome assembly